Messenger RNA from Medioppia subpectinata, 1680 nucleotides. The record is from the annotation of a GenBank genome assembly. Lineage: Eukaryota; Metazoa; Arthropoda; Arachnida; Sarcoptiformes; Oppiidae.
UCGAAAAUGCGUUGAAAUGGAAGUCGCGGACAAAGCGGCGGCGAAAGCGCGCUCAGAGGCGGCGCCACAGUCGCUGCUCUCGGCGGGACACGUCGUGAAGGAGCGCUGGCGAGUCGUGCGCCGAUUGGGCGGCGGCGGCUUCGGCGAGAUCUUCGAGUGCUUGGAUCUGCAGACGCAGUGUUUGGUCGCUCUGAAGGUGGAGUCCACGCAGCAGCAGAAGCAGGUGCUGAAGAUGGAAGUGGCGGUGUUGAAGAAGCUGCAGACGACGUCGCAGAACGUGUGCCGUUUCAUCGGCUGCGGCAGGAAUGAGCGCUUCAACUACUGCGUGAUGACACUCUUGGGCCGCAAUCUGGCCGAACUGCGCCGCUCCGUACAGCACGUGCACCAGAAGCCCGCCUUCUCGCUGUCCACGGCUCUGAGACUCUCCCAACAGAUCCUUCAUUGCAUUCAAUCCAUUCAUUCCAUUGGUUUCCUCCACAGAGACAUCAAACCGUCGAACUUCGCGAUCGGGCGGACGGAAGCGACGGCCAAACGGGUCUUCAUGUUGGACUUCGGUCUCGCGCGCCAAUACAUCAUCUCCAACACCAACGAAGUGCGGCCGCCGCGCGUGGCCGCCGGCUUCCGCGGCACAGUCAGAUACGCGUCGGUGAACGCGCACAAGAACCGCGAGAUGGGGCGACACGACGACCUGUGGUCGCUGUUCUACGUGCUCAUCGAAAUGGUCAACGGGUCGCUGCCGUGGCGCAAAGUCAAGGACAAGGACAGCGUGGGGCUCAUGAAGAGCUCCUUCGACCACAAGCUGCUGCUGAAGCACCUGCCGCAGGACUUCAAGCAGUUCCUCGAACACGUCGAAUCCCUGCAGUAUCUCGACGCGCCCAACUACGCCCUCUUGAACUCCAUCUUCGAGCGCUCCAUCCGCAGACGCGGCGUCCGCGCCGAAGACCCCUUCGAUUGGGAGCUGAUGCGCGCCAACAACGAGGCGAACGCCGAUCAGGUGGAGACGAGCGUCGGCUACUACUCGGACGCCAACGAGAACAAGAUGGCGGCCAACGCCGUGCCGAAGCAGACGCCGUGCGUGUCCGCGCAUGCGCUCCACAACAACAACAACGCGCCGGCGGAGAAGAGCCUGAAGUCGGAGCCGAAAGCGCACUUCGAGCCCAAAGUGGACUUCUCGGUGAUGACGCAGAUGCACGCGUGCGCAGACGAGCUGUCGCAGCGGCCGCAGAACGCGCGCGACCUCCAGGACUGCCGCCGCAACGUCACGCAGUACUGCGUCUCACACCUGUGGGAGAAGAGUGUGGCGCUGAACGACGCGAACGAUGACGUCAUUCAGGACAUGGCGUUCGACGAGAAGCGCGAGGACGAGCGGUGGCGCGAGCGACGCUUCGAUUCCAACACUUAUCCGAUUUGCAAACAUUUGUUGGCUUUUCGUUCGCAAAGUCUGACAGAAAUCCAAUUCGAAAACGAUUUCGUGUUUCGCGAGAAAAAGUCUUUCAAAAAAACUCUCAUUUUGUCCAAAAGUUUUCCACAAAUCACUCAAAAGAACGGCUUUUUGUGGACCUCUUGCGACAACCUCUUAAUCUCUAGUCACGUGACACUUAAUCCUCCCGAAGAGUCUUUAGAACCGCUUUUGGAAAGCGUUUCGAGAAUAAGAAAACGAUUUUUUCGAUGAUUUUUAGC